UUACUCUCCUUCCUCCUCCCACACUUGCUCAUUCGGUCCUCUUCCUUGAUUAUUCCAACAAAAGAUAUCGUCACAAAUUCAGAAUCAUAUAAUGAAUCCUCAUGAAGAAGCAAAGGGAGGAAAGAAAGAUGACGAAGAUGCUGGUAUAGAUGUAGUUGUAGUAGAACUUUCAGGAGGAUCGGACCCGAAGCUUCUGAAGAAAUCAGCUGGAAGAGAAAAGUGUUGCAUCUUUAAAAUCCCUGAAAGACUCGAAGAAAACAACAAGAAGGCUUAUGAACCGAGGGUUGUCUCAUUUGGCCCAUACCAUCAUGGAAAAUCGCAUCUCAAAAUGAUUGAAGAGCACAAACAUCGUUUCCUCGGUUUUUUCAUGGCUGAAGCUAAGAAAAAGGGUGUGGAUUCAAAAGAUCUUAUCGAAGCAGUUUCAAAGUUGGAGGGAGAUAUUAGAGAAUCGUAUUCCGAGAACCUUUAUAACGAUGAUGAUCUGUUAGGUCGGAAGAACUUGAUUGAAAUGAUGGUUCUUGACGGUUGCUUCAUUCUAAUGUUGUUCCUAGCGGUAGCCGGAAAAGUUAGGUACUAUGAGAUUGAGAAUGAUCCUAUUUUUGUAAUGCCAUGGAUUUUACCGGCUGUAAGGAGUGACCUACUACUUUUGGAGAAUCAGGUUCCUUACUUUCUUCUUCAAACUAUAUUCGAAAGAUCAAAGAUAGAAUCCUCGAGUGGGCUAAAUACGUUUACAUAUCAUUUUUUCAACUACUCGUUCCAAAAGCCAAAAGAGUUUUGGUUAAAACACCAAAAACUUGAGGCAAAUCAUCUUCUUGAUUUGAUUCGAAAGAUUUUUAUGCCUGAUAUUACUAAAGAAGAAAAACAGGGAAAACAUUUUCUUGAUCUGAUUCGGAAGUUUUGUAUUCUUGGAGAAGAAAAAAAAGAAUUGGAUGCCAUGCUCAAAAAAGGGAAACAAGAAUUGCAGUCCGUGCUCGAAAAAGGAAAACAAGAGAUGGAUUCCAUACUCAAAAAAGGAAAAGAAGAAAUGGAUUCCAUGCUCAAAAAAGCAAACCAAGAAUCCAUGCUCGAAAAAGAAAAACAAGAGUUGGAUUCCAUGCUCGAAGAAGGAAAACAAAUAUCAGAUUCGCUAGAAGAAGAAGAUCCUCCAGGCCGUCCUCAUCUGAAAAUGAUUCUUUCAGCAAGAAAACUUCAGUUGAAGGGGAUGAUAAAGUUCAAACCGAGGAACAAUGCUGAAACACUAUUGGACAUAAGGCUUAAGGGAAAAUACCUCGAGAUACCAGUGUUGAUCUUGGAUGAUUUUCUCAUUUCCGUCUUCCUUAAUUGUGUUUCCUUCGAGCAGUUUUAUGUUUAUUGUAAGAAGCACAUAACGAGCUAUGUAGCUUUCAUGGGAUGUCUUCUCAAAAGCGAGGCUGAUGCUAUGUUUCUAAGCGAAGUAGGGAUUCUUGAGAACUAUUUCGGGUCAGGGGAUGAAGUCUCUCGAUUCUUUAAGGUUGUCGGUAAAGAUGUUAACUUUGACAUCGGUGAAAGUUACUUAGCUGAUGUUUUCGAAGGAGUUAAUAAGUAUACUUCACGAGGAUGGCAUGUUCAAUGGGCAGGAUUCAAGCAUACCCAUUUUGAUAGUCCUUGGACUGCUCUUUCAUCUUGCGCUGCUUUGACGCUUGUCCUUCUCACGAUAAUUCAAGCUUUCUUUGCAACGUAUGGCUAUUUUCAUCCUCCCAAGUGAAUGAUGAGGUCUAAACUACCGGUAGAGACCCCAUGAACAAAACUAUUGCUUGGAAUAGUUGUU
Molecule: messenger RNA, 1786 nt
Organism: Camelina sativa (false flax)
Lineage: Eukaryota; Viridiplantae; Streptophyta; Magnoliopsida; Brassicales; Brassicaceae
Source: RefSeq, a predicted model, not a curated record